CGCAACGAUGGGAGUUUGACCAAGUUCAUAGCCGCUAGUCUCGUCGUGUGCACCUGCUAGCUUGAAGUAAAAAAAUGGAAAGAAAAGAAAAGAAAACUGAAGAAGAAGAACAAGCUUGAGGCUGCAUCAGUACGAGGGCAACCAACAUUGUACUAGCGUGAAGCGGCACCUUCGCGUUUAGCGGCUCGGUGUUGCAGCUUGACCCUGGUGUGCUGCUGUCAAACCUCCGCUAACAUGGAUUCGUCGCAACGAGAACGAGUGGACUGACGGCUUUUAAUAUCUUUCUUCAAAAAGCACCAGCGAAAUAGCACCUGGGUGCAGCGACGCUUCUAGUAUAGAGUUGUUCGUAACCAACAGUAAAAGGACAUGCAAAAGUUCAACUCCACCGGCACCCACAACAACACUCUGCCCCGGGACGCCGAGCUGCAACUGCGGCUAUCAGACAGCGCAGUCUCCGGGGAGUCCGGGAUGGAGAACGGAGCCGGGAAGCAUUACCUACGCCACCAGCAUGAGGAAGAGGAGAGCUCCUUCUGGAGCAAGAGGAAGAUGCUGGUCUGUUUGGACGUUAUAUGUCUCUGUGUUGCCUCCAUCCCAUUCUUUGCAUGUGAACUAAAGGCAGUGACUCCAUACAAACGCGGCUUCUUCUGUGGAGACACCAGCAUCACCUACCCCUAUGUGGAGAGAGAGGCCAUUCCUGACAGCAUGCUCAUCGCUGGAGGUAUAGUCAUCACUGGCUUAACGAUUGCACUUGGUGAAUGCUACCGGGUACGUUUUAGAGGCGUUCACUCGAGGGCUUUCGUUCGAAACCGUUACGUUUCGUGCCUGUACAAGGAGCUGGGGAGUUUUCUGUUUGGUUGCUGCGUAGGUCAGUCUCUCACUAACAUGGCCAAACUGAGUGUGGGACGUCUGCGACCCAACUUCUUGUCCGUCUGUAAUAUCACGUACGCGUCCAUCAACUGCACUAUUGGCAGUUAUGUGCCGCAGGCCAUCUGCAGACAACCAAAACACAAGAUGGUGGAAGAAGCAAGGAAGUCCUUUUUUUCUGGGCACGCUUCCUUUGCAAUGUACACCAUGCUGUACCUCGCUUUCUACCUGCAGGCGCGGCUGUCGUGGCGAGGAGCACGUCUGCUGCGUCCCUUAAUACAAUUCUUGUUGGUGAUGAUCGCCGUCUACACUGGCCUGAGCCGGAUCUCUGACUACCGUCACCACCCUACAGACGUCCUCACAGGCUUCAUUCAAGGAGGACUCACAGCAUACUGGGUGGCCUUCUACAUCUCCUCCAUGUUUAAGCCCUGUGCCCGUCCAGGCCUGUCUCCCACUAGCAUGACCCUGGAGAGUCCACUGUCCAGCCAGCAAACGGUCUGUUAGCAGACACAAGCAAUCACCCCCAGAAAUCAGCUGAUAAGAACUGCAGGAAGACGAGAGGAAUGACAGAGAAUUUAGCACAAAAGGAGUAGCUGAGAGAUGAGUGAGGAAUUUAUAAGAAAGGGAAUUGAUAUACAGGAGGUGAUUCAUGAAAGGUGAUGGAGAUACAAUCCACACAGGCCUUCUCUUUUGGGUAUACUGAUACACACACACACACACACUAAUCACCAUUUUCUCACAAACACACUACGUGAAAUACAGAAGCACAUAUGACUGUGAGUCGAACCCGUCCAGUGAAAAGAGCUGCAUAGUAAUAUUAUAGAUAUUUUUAUAUAUGAAAAAUGAUUUAAAAACAUUUAAAACAUGUUUAUUUUUAUGUCAAGAGGACAUUUUAGAAGCUGCUAAUGUUGAUAGAUGCCAGUUUGAACCUGUUUUCGUCUAAUUGACUUGUUUUUGUCAACUCAUGUGAUUAGCUCUUUAAAGCAGAACCGAUCACAGCCCAGGCAGCAUCUGUACUGUGUAAUGUGCAUCCCACAUUGACAUGCUGGCUGGGUCUCUGAGACUGGGCUGAGAGAAAGAGAGAGAGAGACUUGAUCCUCUCCUCAGCCUGGAGAACCUGUGAACUGAGACCUUCAGACCUCAGGCCUAAAGACAGCACUGGCUUCAUAACUGAGGCAAGUAAAAACACCCACAGAGGCCAUAGGAUUCUCCGUUUGAAUCAGCUGUUCUUUCCCAAACAUUUACACGGAAUUCUACCUAUGGACAAAAAAAAAGAAGUACCUCCCAUUUGAUUAUAUACGUAUGAAAACAGUAAGAGCAUACUUGUGCACAAUACAGGACUAGUCUGGCUGUAGGUUCUGUAACAGAAAUGGUCUAAUACAUGGUUUCUAUAAUAUCAAAUGUGGAUUUCAAGGUGCAAUGAAAAAGCACGCCAAAAAAAAAAUACCACCGAUUGUAAAACAGAUAUAAGGGGUAUAAAAAUGAAACUCACCAUAGACCGUUAGGUAGGACAUUGUUUUAUUUCGAAAGCUGUAGGGUUCUCUAUUGUCUCCUCUGUGGUCCUUUCCCUAAUUAAAAAAAUGCUAUAGGCUUUUAUUUUGACAGGCGUCAAGGGGCCUUUGUAGUUGGGAGAAAAGUUGCAAAUUUUUCAAAACAAAAUACUCUUCGCACUGAUAAUCAAAACAUUCAAAUAUGUUAUUCUCUCUGCUGCAAAUGUCCUAUUUCUAAUAGCCCUCUACUGGUGACCUCUGGUAUAGUCUACUGCGGAUAUAAAAUAAAAUAGAAAAAAAAAUUUGCCUGUUUAAAAAGUGAAGUUCUAACUUUAAUCCAUGUCACACAUGAGAGUGUUGCAAACAAAAACCUUCAUCUAAUCAAAGGAACAAAAACACUUCUCCCUGCAGUACAAGGCUAUCGUUCAUGUUUCAAGGCAGUGCCACUGCACUGUGAGGGAGGACUCAGGUAACUCCUCCCUCCUCUCCCACUUUCCACUACUUACCCAUAUGACUGUGUCUCAGAGGCGGAGGUUUGACUGAAUUUUUAACCUUUGACUUUUGCCCCGGGACUCCAAUCUCUGAGCUGCACCUUGAUUUAUGCCACUCUGACAGGAGGGACCGACGUGGCCCCCGCCCCGCCCCACAAGGGCCCUCCUGUGUAUCUUUAUUAAUAGCACUUGAACAUAUAUAAUAGAACCUUCUAAUAAUAAUCACUAUUAGAUAUUUUAUCACAAGUUUGAAUAAUCAGUGUUUAUGUUUGUUAAAGUCAGACUCAUACACUACAUUUGUUUGUUUCUGAAAAUGGUAAUUAUUCAAAUUGAAUGUAAAUACGUUUGUCAUUUUAUUACACACACAGACAACAAGUAUUAGUUCCAGUUUUUGGAGAUUUAUUUUGUCCUGUUUCUGUACAUUGAUUGUAUUUACAUUUGUGUCGAUCAGGUACGGAGACGUAGUUUGUAUCUGUUGUAACUACUAGACUGAGCCACAGGUAUUAUCGAAAAGCUAUGUUUCCAGUUAUUGUUCUACAUGUUUCUGUGAAUGCCAGAAAGGCAGAAAUAACCACUGUAAUCAAAAAACCAAACAAAUUAAAUGAAUGUUAAAUGAU
Molecule: messenger RNA, 3462 nt
Organism: Cynoglossus semilaevis (tongue sole)
Lineage: Eukaryota; Metazoa; Chordata; Actinopteri; Pleuronectiformes; Cynoglossidae
Gene: ppap2d
Product: phosphatidic acid phosphatase type 2D
Exons: 7
Coding region: 367-1368 (333 amino acids)
Biological process (GO): phospholipid dephosphorylation; phospholipid metabolic process; signal transduction
Cellular component (GO): plasma membrane
Molecular function (GO): phosphatidate phosphatase activity
Source: RefSeq, a predicted model, not a curated record